Messenger RNA from Saimiri boliviensis boliviensis (Bolivian squirrel monkey), 2294 nucleotides. It is a transcript of the gene LMOD2, whose product is annotated as leiomodin 2. NCBI's taxonomy places the organism in Eukaryota, Metazoa, Chordata, Mammalia, Primates, Cebidae. Gene Ontology annotation, cellular component: myofibril; cytoskeleton; striated muscle thin filament. Gene Ontology annotation, biological process: muscle contraction; actin filament organization; myofibril assembly. The record is from RefSeq and is a predicted model, not a curated record. Gene Ontology annotation, molecular function: actin binding; tropomyosin binding.
UGCUUAAAACAGCCCAUGCCUUCACCCCUCUCUGCAUUGUCACAGCCCUGUAUCACCACUCUUAAAAGGCUCCCACAGGCACUCCUAGCACCAGUUGUUGACCAGCCUGCCACUUGCCUCCCUGCCUGCUUCUGGCUGCCUUGAAUGCCUGGUCCUUCAAGCUCCUUCUGGGUCUGACAAAACAGGGACCAUGUCCACCUUUGGCUACCGAAGAGGACUCAGUAAAUAUGAAUCCAUUGAUGAGGAUGAACUCCUCGCCUCCCUGUCAGCUGAGGAGCUGAAGGAGUUAGAGAGAGAGUUGGAAGACAUUGAACCUGAUCGCAACCUUCCCGUGGGGCUAAGGCAAAAGAGCCUGACGGAGAAAACCCCCACGGGGACAUUCAGCAGAGAGGCACUGAUGGCCUAUUGGGAAAAGGAGUCCCAAAAACUCUUGGAGAAGGAGAGGCUGGGGGAGUGUGGAAAGGUUGCAGAAGAAGAAAAAGAGGAAAGUGAGGAAGAGCUUAUCUUUACUGAAAGUAACAGUGAGGUUUCUGAGGAAGUGUAUACAGAGGAGGAGGAGGAGGACUCCCAGGAGGAAGAGGAGGAAGAAGACAGCGAAGAAGAGGAAAGAACAAUUGAAACUGCAAAAGGGAUUAAUGGAACUGUGAAUUAUGACAGUGUCAAUUCUGAUAACUCUAAGCCAAAGAUAUUUAAAAGUCAAAUAGAGAACAUAAAUUUGACCAAUGGCAGCAAUGGGAGGAACACAGAGUCCCCAGCUGCCAUUCACCCCUGUGGAAAUCCUACAGUGAUUGAGGACGCUUUGGACAAGAUUAAAAGCAAUGACCCUGACACGACAGAAAUCAAUUUGAACAACAUUGAGAACAUCACAACACAGACCCUUACCCGCUUUGCUGAAGCCCUCAAAGACAACACUGUGGUAAAGACUUUCAGUCUGGCCAAUACACACGCUGAUGACAGUGCAGCCAUGGCCAUUGCGGAGAUGCUUAAAGUCAAUAAGCACAUCACCAACAUAAACGUCGAGUCCAAUUUCAUAACGGGAAAGGGGAUCCUGGCCAUCAUGAGAGCUCUGCAGCACAACACGGUGCUCACAGAGCUGCGUUUCCACAACCAGAGGCACAUCAUGGGCAGCCAGGUGGAGAUGGAGAUUGUCAAGCUGCUGAAGGAGAACACAACAGUGCUGAGGCUGGGGUACCAUUUUGAGCUCCCAGGACCAAGAAUGAGCAUGACGAGCAUUUUGACAAGAAAUAUGGAUAAACAGAGGCAAAAACGUUUGCAGGAGCAAAAACUGCAGGAGGGAUAUGAUGCAGGACACAAUCUUAGGACCAAAGUCUGGCAAAAAGGAACACCUAGCUCUUCACCUUAUGUGUCUCCCAGGCACUCACCCUGGUCAUCCCCAAAACUCCCCAAAAAAGUCCGGACUGUGAGGAGCCGCCCUCUGUCUCCUGUGGCCAUACCUCCUCCUCCUCCUCCUCCUCCCCCUCCUCCUCCCCAAAGGCUGCCACCACCACCUCCCCCUCCCCCUCCUCCACUCCCAGAGAAAAAGCUCAUUACCAGAAACAUCGCAGAAGUCAUCAAACAACAGGAGAGUGCCCAACGGGCUUUACAAAAUGGACAGAAAAAGAAAAAAGGGAAAAAGGUUAAGAAACAGCCAAACAAUAUCCUAAAGGAAAUAAAAAAUUCUCUGAGGUCAGUGCAAGAGAAGAAAAUGGAAGAUAGUUCCCGACCUUCUACCCCACAGAGAUCAGCUCAUGAGAAUCUCAUGGAAGCAAUUCGGGGAAGCAGCAUCAAACAGCUAAAGCGGGUGGAAGUUCCAGAAGCCCUGCGAUAAAAACAUGAUCUUUAGAAGAGGAUGUGCAACUGUUCACAUUCACUGUGAGAUGUUUCUAAAAUACUUCUUCAAUUCAAAAUGAUCCCUGACUUUAAAAAUAAUCUCACCCAUUAAUUCCAAAGAGAAUUUUAAGAAACAAUCAGCAUCUUUCUUCUGUAAACAUGAAAAUAAACUUUUUUAUGUUGUGAGAUUUGUAUUGGCAAGAAGCAGUUAAUUUAAAGACGCUCUUUGUAUCUAUGGAUGUAUUGCUAACUCCAAGUUGUAAUGAGUUCAUGAAAUGUGCUGUUAUUUUUGUAAUCUCAAUAAAUGUGGAUUGAAGUUUUUUCCCUUUUUUAAAAAAGCCAAACUAAUAUUUUUCUGAGUUGAUACAUCUGUCAGGUGUGUAUAUAGCAUUACUGGAUAUUAAAAAAUAUAAUAUUCUCACCCAAAAAGGGUUUGGGUCCUAAACAUUUGCCUUUGUUUUCUU